Molecule: messenger RNA, 822 nt
Organism: Cucumis melo (muskmelon)
Lineage: Eukaryota; Viridiplantae; Streptophyta; Magnoliopsida; Cucurbitales; Cucurbitaceae
Product: dof zinc finger protein DOF3.4-like
Exons: 2
Coding region: 55-594 (179 amino acids)
Biological process (GO): regulation of DNA-templated transcription
Molecular function (GO): DNA binding; DNA-binding transcription factor activity
Source: RefSeq, a predicted model, not a curated record
ACCUCUGAAAAGUGAGAUCAACCUUGUUAGGCUGAAAAAACACAAGACACACUAAUGCAAGGGGCUCCAAAUGAAGAUCAAACAAAAGCAUCAACAAUAAUCCAAAAACAAAAGUGCCCUCGUUGCGACUCUUCCAACACCAAAUUUUGCUAUUACAAUAACUACAGCCUUUCACAGCCUCGUUACUUUUGCAAGUCUUGUCGACGCUACUGGACUCAUGGCGGCACUCUCCGUAACGUACCCAUCGGUGGUGGCUCCAGAAAAUCCAAGCGCCCCAAGUCCACAUUAUUGCCUUCCUCUUCUUCUUCCUCCGACACAACCACGACCCUAACUCCGCCACCGCCCGUAGGAUCAGGACCUCUUGAUCUUGCAACAGCUUCUUCUUAUAAUUCUAGUGCUGCCUUUUUGCCAUCCUUGGAUGUGGGGGCUGCUUAUAGUUCAUUUGGAGGAUUGGCUUGGACUACUACUCCCAUCAACAACACAAUUAUUACUAAUAAUCAUUCUUCCUCUUCAGUAGCAGUGAUCAAGUGCAAUACCAAUAUUCCAUGUACCUUGAAAGAACUAUUUGUUACCUUGCAAGGAGGUGCAACCUAAUUAAUCAUAGAACCAAAAUACUUUUCAAUUUAACAUACUAUUUUUUUCAUUUAUUGUUUUCGUACCACAAAAGUUGCACUCAAUAAAUAAUUUUGGUAUCCAAAAGAUAAAUAAAUAUAUCAUUUACCGAUUCGUCUAUUAUCAACAAGACUUGUAUAGUAAAUUUCUAAGAUAUUGUUUACUUUAAACAUAAAUUUUAUCUAACUUAAGUUUUAGAACCAUCCAAAA